Microstroma glucosiphilum is the source of this 900-nucleotide messenger RNA. RefSeq lists its product as hypothetical. NCBI's taxonomy places the organism in Eukaryota, Fungi, Basidiomycota, Exobasidiomycetes, Microstromatales, Microstromataceae. The transcript is spliced from 2 exons. The coding region runs from base 100 to 690 and encodes 196 amino acids. The record is from RefSeq and is a predicted model, not a curated record.
AGCCGUCGGCUGGAUAGCCCAUGGUGCCGGUCUAUUUAUGGUGCCGGUCGAUGACGCCCAGGCUGCGAGGCAAGUCGGGCCGCCGCCCGGAGCCCUUUGAUGACUUGGCCCCGGAGUCUGUGCGAUUGGCAUUGUUGUGCCUUUCACGGUAGUAGAGGAGAUCAAAGGGCAAAGGACGUACGCCGGCACAUCAUUGUAGGGUCGCACAAGGUCCCCAUUCCAUUCUGCCUCUGCAAAGGCCGCUGUGUAAGCCAAUCAAUACCCGCCGCCUGGGCGACUGCUCUCCGGGGUGCCAUUGGGCUGGGUCAAAUCCCACGUUGUCAUGCUCCUGCCUCGCCACCGACAAGCCAUCGAUUUGUUACCACCGCCUUCGAUCCCGAUCCUUGCCACCAUAUCCAUUGCCAUUCAUAUCUUAGACCUCAACACAAUCUCGGUACAGCCUCACUCUCUACACCGCGCAAGCCUAACCACAACCGUGGCACACUCAGAAGAGAAACACCAACCGCUGCUACUGUACCGCUGCGACAGAGGGUUCAACAGAGUACGUCUCUUCUACACGAGAUUGUCCAUAUACCGCAGAUUCCCGCUCGGAUACCCUGCAUAGGCGAUCGAGCCCCUCUGGUCGAUCCUGACCUCAUCACGCCCAUUGACGACCACCAACGAAAUUUAACGCUCAGCAACGACCAUUGACCAUCUUCAGACCGGUCCUCUUCUGCCCCUGACUACCGGAUCACGCCCCUUGCCCCUCUCGUGUCACAAGUUUUGACAGCCUCAAACGCCCUCAGCCCCAUCAUACCAUUCUCCGUCCUUCCAGGCACUGUGAGACUCUGCACUCGACAGCGGACACCACCAUUUCCGUACUCGCUUGCAGUUCGGCUGCUUCUCAGGGGUUCUCGUCCC